UCUUGUCUGCAGGAAAUCAAACGAAGAAGAGAUACCAGAAAUAAGUCAGAAAGUAGGAUCCGCGCCACAUAUCGAUAAAGAGCCGACCCAACGCGAGCACAUAAGCUCGUUUUUCAAUAUUAUUGUGUAGUUUCUACAGUUAUUACAUUCACGCAUCGGUCAUCCAGCUGAGACUAAACAUCGCCGCUUUAUUACAAUCUCUUGUCAGCGCACCUUCAAGCUAGCCUAGCUGCUAACACGGAAACGCGUUUUUUUUUUGUCGUUUGAAAAAUGUGUAAAAUCCAAAUGCUGAGAGCGUUGGUGACUGAGCGACUCACAGUUGCCGUCGAAGAAAUAUUUGUAGUUUUGGAAAGCACGAUAGCGGAGUACGAGGAUGAACUUUCUCGAACGAGAGCAGACAACGUGCGACAACGUCGACGACCUGUUUUUGAACAUCAACUGGAGUCUCACAAAGUCGUCUGUGAAGAAGUUCCCCCGCCUGAGCAGCAAGAUUGGCGCUUCACGGUGGAACAGAAUGAGCCGCAGCAGCCGUGCAUUAAAGAGGAAGAGGAGGAAUCACGGCCACCUCGCAUUGAUGACGAAGACACGGACAACAUCUGUCAAGAGGAAAACCGGCUUGAAGAGUUGGAGGAGGCUGACAUGAAUGCCAGUGAGGAAGAUCAUCCCUCUGAGCAGCGACAGUGGAGCCAGGUGGAGUCACAGCCCCCCCACGUAAAAGAGGAAGAGCAAAUGUGGCUUCAGAAGGAUGCCGACGUCAGCAAGUUUCCGGUGACUAGUGUGAUUGUGAAGAGUGAAGAUGAUGAGAACGGAGCUCAGUGGCUCCAGCUUGAUUGCAGUCAAAGACGAUUAGAAGCGGGACACUUCUUAGCGCCGCUGUCUGAUAAGGAGAAGAUGCCACACUCUCCUGACAGCGACGACGCCGACUUCAGAGGUGACAUUAACAAACACUUUAAAUGCUCUCAAUGUGACGAAACGUUCGACAGGAAGACGACUUUGAAAGGACACAUGAUGAUCCACACGGGAGGAAAAACAAUCCGGUGCUCAGUUUGCGACGUCGGUGAAGUAGCUUUUCCCCCUGAGCUGCAGGUGUGGGGCACCAGGAUGGAGCAAGAGGAGCCAAAGCCUCCCCACCUUAAGGAGGAGCAUGUGUGUACUCGGGAGGAUGCCGACAUCAGCAAGUUUGCAGUGACCCAUGAGGCGGCGAAGAGUGAAAAUGAUGAGGAUGAAGCUCGGCUGUCCCAGCUUGAUGAGAGUCAAAGUUCAGAGAAGAGAAGAUGGGAAGCAGACGGCCUCUUGGCGGCGCUGCCAGACGUUAGGAUGGACCAGGAGGAGUCACAGUCCCCCCAUGUCAAAGAAGAAGAAGAGGAGGAGCAAGGGUGGACUCGGCAAGAUGCCGACGUCAGAAAGUUCCCGGUAAUUCGUGUUAUUGUGAAAAGCGAGGAAGACGAAGAUGAAUCUCAGUGGUCACAGCGCGAUAACGGGCAAGGUGAGGAGAAGAGAAGAUCAGACGCAAAGCGCCCGCUGACUCCGCUGUUGGAUUGUGUCGACACAACGUCACAAUCUCCUGACACUGAUGAUUAUGAAGACUUAAACGCUAAGACUCGUCACGCUGACAAGAAACACUUUAAAUGCUCUCAAUGUGACAAAACGUUUGGUGAACGGUGGAUUUUGAAGCGACACAUAAGGGUCCACACAGUGGGGAAACCCUUCUUUUGCUCGGUUUGCAGUAAAAGCUUCAAAGUGGAGGAAUAUUUAAUCAUUCACAUGAGGACGCACACUGGAGAAAAACCGUUCAUCUGCUCUAUUUGUGGAAGACGAUUCUCUCUGAAGAGCAGUUUGAUGAAACACACGAGAACACACACGGGAGAAAAACCCUUUUCUUGUUCGAUCUGCGGCAAAACCUUUGCCGCGAAGGGACACUUGACCGCGCACACAAGGACGCACACCGGCGAAAAACCGUACUCCUGCUCAGUGUGCAACACAAGUUUUAGCGAUUGUUCCGCACUAGGGAGGCACACACGAACGCACACGGGUGAGAAACCUUUCAUUUGUUCACUUUGUGGCAAAAGGUUCGCUCAAAAGGGCAAUUUAAUGGCGCACAUGAAUAGACAUACUGGCGAUAAACCAUUUUCCUGCUCCUUCUGUGGUCAAACAUUCUCUCGAAAGGGGAUUUUGCUGAAACACACGAGAAGACACACUGGCGAGAAACCGUUCAGGUGUGAUAUGUGCAAUAAAAGUUUUACUUACAAGUACCAGUUGAACAAACACAAGUGUGCUGAUGUAAAGCACUAACAUGAAAUGUAUCAUGCUGUAAAUCAAAUAUCCAUAUAUUCUUCCUGUGUGCAUCUGUUCUAAAACAAAAGUAUUCACACUAAAUUAAUAAUAAACAUAAAUUGCUGAAGAGCUCUCAUUUUAAGAACACACUCAAACACAGCCAUGAUCACUUUUACAUCUCGAAAGGGAUUCAAACCUUCGAUACGGUCUAUUAUCCGAAUGCUUCAGUUUGAUUUGGACCUAAACUUUUUUGGGGGGUUUUUCCGUCUUGCCUCCGGUGAGGGCGGUCGCAUUUUUUUCCGCUCCAUCUUCUCCCAGCUUGCUCCCUUUUUUUUUUGUCUUGUCUGAACUCUUUUGAAGCCUCUUUCUUUGCGCUGUCCUCAAAUCUAAACAUCAGACAAACGAACAUCCUCAUCUACGAUUUGACUCCCUUGAACGGCCUUGACGCUGUGGAAACAGGACCAGGCUUUUCUGAAAACACCCCGAAGGACACCUCAAUGAUAGACGCUUUUGACCUCCCUCCCUCCUCAACGACACCUGGAGUCGAACUUUCGCAGAUCAGCCUCGGUCUAAAAAACAUUACAUCAUCCAACCCAAGACAAUUGGGCAUACACGCGCACACACCCCCACCCCACGCCUUUACCACCGCUUUUUCCCCUCUGGUGAUGGUCGGAUGGCAGCGCUUCAAAGCAGCAGUCGCCUUCCAGGGCCCCAACUUCCCGCCCCUCUAUUGUGAGUUUGUCGUGAUUAAAUAUAACGUGUUUGUGCAUUGCACGGAGCUUUUUUCCCCCACUCCCGACUAGGCCUCCCUUAGGAGACCAGUCUAGAUUGUAUUUUUUUACUCAUCUUCUUCCCCACUGUUCUGUAACCCUGUUUGUUUGUCUAAUAUUGAACGGGUUUGUGCUGUAAACAAAAAUGUUGUUGUACUUGUUGCAAUGACAAUAAAGA
Messenger RNA from Nerophis ophidion (straightnose pipefish), 3222 nucleotides. RefSeq names its product gastrula zinc finger protein XlCGF57.1-like. The transcript has 5 exons. The coding region runs from base 271 to 2292 and encodes 673 amino acids. The record is from RefSeq and is a predicted model, not a curated record. Lineage: Eukaryota; Metazoa; Chordata; Actinopteri; Syngnathiformes; Syngnathidae. Gene Ontology annotation, cellular component: nucleus. Gene Ontology annotation, molecular function: DNA-binding transcription activator activity, RNA polymerase II-specific; RNA polymerase II cis-regulatory region sequence-specific DNA binding. Gene Ontology annotation, biological process: regulation of transcription by RNA polymerase II.